AUGAGUAAUGACGAUUCUGCUGCUGAUGGACCAGGUAAACUUUUGGCGUACGCAUUUUUUCCAACUGACGGAAGGAUUCGUUUUGAUCCGGGAGAAACAUGGAUGCAGAGAUAUGACAAUAAUGAUGCAAAUUUUCGCCUUGUAGCGACUCAUGAAAUAGCUUAUGCUCUUGGACUAGAACAUUCUAGCGACCAAUCAUCAAUAAUGGCGCCAUACUAUAAGCUCAUGCAACCAGAAGCUCUUCUUCCCGAAAAUGAUCGCCAUGGUAUUCAAGCACUAUAUGGGACUAAUGCUCCGUCCGCAGAUGGAUAUGUUAUUGUUCAUGUUUCAGGAGGUCAAAAAUUAUUGUUUGCUGGUACAAAUGAUCCAGCUGCACUUAUGGAACUUACCUCAAUCGGAUUACCAACAAAUCAAACAGCCAAAAUUAGUAAAGAAAUUAUGAGUCUUUUUGAAGAAAAACUUAAUAUUAGUGCAGAUCGAAUGUAUUUGAAAUUUACAAACGUAACUGGCAAUAUGAUGGGUUGGAAUAAAGGAACAUUCUAA
Messenger RNA from Rotaria sp. Silwood1, 543 nucleotides. The record is from the annotation of a GenBank genome assembly. NCBI's taxonomy places the organism in Eukaryota, Metazoa, Rotifera, Eurotatoria, Philodinida, Philodinidae.